Molecule: messenger RNA, 2949 nt
Organism: Pistacia vera
Lineage: Eukaryota; Viridiplantae; Streptophyta; Magnoliopsida; Sapindales; Anacardiaceae
Product: putative leucine-rich repeat receptor-like protein kinase At2g19210
Exons: 13
Coding region: 157-2781 (874 amino acids)
Biological process (GO): protein phosphorylation
Molecular function (GO): ATP binding; protein kinase activity; protein binding
Source: RefSeq, a predicted model, not a curated record
UACAUAAAACCCCUUGACUUAAAAGUCUUCUGUGGGAGUCUCCCAUAAAGUGGGUCAAAACAAGAAUUAAAUUUUAAAUAUACUUGGUUGUUCACAUGGUAUAUCACUAUAUUUAUGAAGAUUAUGUGUCUUCAUCUAAAAUAAGCUAAAGUAGCAAUGGAGAUUUUUAAACAUUUCAUCUUUGAAUUCCUCUGCAUAGUUGCUCUCACAACGCAGCUGGUUCAUGUUCAGAGUCAAUCAGGCUUUAUUAGCUUAGACUGUGGAAUAACAGAAACAUCUGGAUAUACUGACAAGUUGACAGGCAUAAAUUACACUUCCGAUGCAGCUUUAAUAGAGACAGGUGUUAGCAAAACUAUAUCACCAGAAUACAACCAUAAGACCCUGGAACAACAAUUCCUGAAAGUUAGAAGCUUCCCCGAAGGAAUGAAAAAUUGCUACACUUUAGAACCUGAACCAGGCAACGUUAAGUUUCUGAUUAGAGCAAGAUUCAUGUAUGGAAAUUAUGAUGGCCGCGGGAAAGUGCCAAGCUUUGAUCUCAUUCUUGAAGCUGAUAUCUGGGAUUCAGUGCAAAUGGAAGAUGCAUCCACUAUAGUUACCAAGGAGAUCAUUCAUAUCCCCCAAAAAAGUUAUGUAUAUGUCUGUCUUGUAAACACAGGCUCCGGAACACCUUUCAUUUCAGCAUUAGAAUUAAGGCCCGUGACUAAUUCCACUUACCAAACUCAAUCAGGAUCACUACUACUCUCCUGGCGAUGGGAUGUUGGUGCAACAGACAAGGGAACAUUCAGGUACAGAGAUGACCCUUUUGAUCGCAUAUGGACGCCCUACAACAAACACAGCUGGGUACCAAUAAGUAACUCGCGGUCUGUCGAUUCCAGUGCAACCAGUUACAGGCCACCAUCUACUGUCAUGAGGACUGCAGUUAUACCAGAAAAUGGAAGCAGUCCCCUGCAGUUCAGUUGGGAGCGCCCAAAUACCACAUCCGGAUUUUAUGCCUACUUCUAUUUUGCUGAAGUUCAAGAGCAUCUAGCCAACCAGACCAGAGAACAGACCAUCUAUUUAAAUGGAGAUCUCUGGAUCAAGCCUAAUGUUUUCUACUUAUCUACAACAAUAAUUUACUGCAAUUCGCCCAUAGGAACAGAAAAUAUUGAUUUCUCAAUCAUCAAAACUGGGAAUUCAACCCUACCACCCAUCUUUAACGCUUUUGAGGUAUAUGAGGUAAAGGAAUUCCCACAAUUGCUGACAGACCAACAGGAUGUCAAUGCUAUCAUAAAAAUCAAGUCAAUGUAUGGAGUGAAUACAAGUUGGCAAGGAGAUCCAUGUAGCCCUAAAAAUUAUUUGUGGCAAGGUCUUAAUUGCAGCUACGAUGACUAUAGUGCCCCAAGGAUCAUAUCCCUGAACUUAUCAUCUAGUGGAAUAUCCGGUGAGAUAUCUCCUUAUAUAUCCAGUCUCGCAUUAAUACAAUAUCUGGACUUAUCGAAUAACAACUUGAUUGGACCCGUGCCUGAAUUUCUGUCACAACUACCAUUCCUGACGGUGCUAAACCUGAGUGGAAAUAAACUCGAAGGUUCAGUUCCAGCUGUACUAGUGGAAAGAAAGCACAAUGGUUUGCUAUCACUAAGUGUGGAAGGAAAUCCAGAUCUUUGUCCUGAAGCUUCUUGCAAAGGCAGAGAGAAAAAUAAGCUUACUGUUCCGGUAGCAGUUGUUCCAAUAGUAGCAGUAGUAGUCUCAAUAUGUAUCAUCCUAACUGCAAUCUCUAUUUUGUGGAACUUCAAAACAAGAAGACAAGUUGGGAAGAAGAAUGAAUCAUUGGAAUCGAAAACUCGACGGUAUAAAUACUCUAAUUUAGUGAGAUUUACCAAUAACUUUGAAAGGACUAUUGGGAAAGGAGGAUUUGGAACAGUUUACCACGGAUACUUGGAUGACACUCAAGUAGCUGUGAAGAUGCUCUCUCAAUCAUCAGUUCAAGGAUAUAAGCAGUUUAAAGCUGAGAUUGAACUUCUUAUGAGAGUUCACCAUAAAAAUUUGACGACACUUAUUGGAUACUGUGACGAGAGCACAAAUAUGGGAUUAAUCUAUGAGUUUAUGGCUAAUGGAAACUUACAAUCACAUCUCCUAGAAAAUGAUGCAGAUACGUUGAGUUGGGAAGGGAGACUUCGAAUAGCAACAGAGGCAGCACAAGGAUUGGAGUAUCUCCACAGUGGUUGUAAGCCACCCAUAGUCCACAGAGAUGUGAAGUCCACAAACAUCUUAUUAAAUGAAAAAUUCCAGGCCAAAUUAGCUGAUUUUGGUCUUUCCAGAAUCUUUUCAGUCGAAAGUGGAACUCAUGUUUCCACGAUUGUUGCUGGAACCCCCGGAUAUCUUGACCCUGAGUACUAUAUAUCAAACAGGUUAACUGAAAAGAGUGAUGUGUAUAGUUUUGGAGUAGUUCUCUUGGAGAUAAUAACAAGCAAACCUGUCAUUGAAAAUACGCUUGAGAAAACUCAUAUAAGUCAGUGGGUGAGUUUCAUGCUUGCCAAAGGGGAUAUUGCAAAUAUUGUUGAUCCAAGACUACAUGGAGAUUUUGAGACAAACUCUGCCUGGAAAGCUGUAGAAAUAGCAAUAGCUUGUGUUUCUCCAACUUCUGCCAAAAGGCCAACCAUGAAUCAGGUAGUGGUGGAACUGAAUGAGUCUUUAGCAAUGGAGGUAGCUCGUAAGAAGAUGGGCAAGGAUGCUGAACCAAAAGAUUCUAUGUUAUCGAUGAGUUUGAAUCUCGAUACUGAAUUAUUUCCCAUACUAAGGUAGUACUUUUACAAAAUGUAUCCCACUUAACCAUGCAUAAAUAAAUUUCCGUACAUGUAACAGGUCUUGGACCAAUGUUCUUGUGUAUUUGAAGAAACAUAAAGAAAUAAGGCUGCGAUGUUCUUCUUUGUGUAACAUACACUAGCAUAAUAUAUAAGCUCAAAAUAUCUU